Messenger RNA from Asparagus officinalis (garden asparagus), 394 nucleotides. RefSeq lists its product as uncharacterized. The record is from RefSeq and is a predicted model, not a curated record. NCBI's taxonomy places the organism in Eukaryota, Viridiplantae, Streptophyta, Magnoliopsida, Asparagales, Asparagaceae. The transcript has 2 exons. Bases 20 to 376 code for a protein of 118 amino acids.
UUCGUCCACAUCCCUCUCGAUGGUAGUCGUAAUCUCCUCACCAAUCCCUAGACCCUUCCACUCCCCCUCUCUUCAGUCUCCAAGAAACCCUCGAUCCCUUCCAUUCUUCGAAAAGGGCCCCGUUGGCUUCCGAUCGACGCUGCGUCAACGUGGCCUCGCCUCGAUGGUGCUGCCCUCCUCCUCCUCUCCCUCCCUCAAAGGUACAUUUGAUGCAGAAUUGAAAAGUCCAAACCCUGGCGUCACAGGAGAGAGCGACUUGCUGAUUGUAGGACCAGGUGUUCUUGGUCGAAUGGUUGCUGAAAAGUGGAGGCAGGUUUGUGACAAGUUUCUUAACACUAUAAACAUAUUCACGCAUGAUCUAGUUUCUUUUCUUUAAAGAUUUGUGGUCCUUCCA